This is a messenger RNA of Benincasa hispida (wax gourd), 1487 nucleotides long. Lineage: Eukaryota; Viridiplantae; Streptophyta; Magnoliopsida; Cucurbitales; Cucurbitaceae. The record is from RefSeq and is a predicted model, not a curated record.
ACCAUUCUCUCUGUCGAGACACUCACGGGUAGAAGUUGAUUGCCAAAUUUUAUUAAAGUUGUUGAAAGGUUCCGAUGAAUCAUCUUGAACUCAUAUACAAAUUUUUAUUCACUCCAAGACAUGUAACACGGUGGCGCAUCAAUUUGCUACCCAUGCACGACGUUGGAAAUUUGGAAAGUUGGUUGGAAGAACAUCCACUCAUUGAUGACCAACGUUUGUCAUUGUCCAUGUUCUCUUUCCGCUGUUUCUCAUCCCUAUAGCUCAAGCAUAAGUCCUUCACUUAUCAUUGGUCAAUCCAACCUUACUGUGAAUAAUUUUCUCGCUGGACCAAUAAUAGCGGAGUUCCAAUCAUCAUCAAAGAAUUCUCGUUUGGUGGUCGAAGAAAUUCUGUCACUUGUUCGAAUCCCCAAAAACCCCAUUGUUUAUUUCAUUUCGUAGAUUCUUUCAUCAUCUUCAUCUUCAGUGUUCUGAUUCCUCCUGUUUGAUUCCCAGUUCUGAUUAGACCCACUUCGUCACAAUGAAGCAUAAGAAGGAUUAGACUCAGAAUCGUGAUCAACGCAAUCUACACCAUGAUCAAUCACCUUGACACCAAAGACAAUCCCUAUGUUCAUUAUUCCUCUGCUUCCACAUCUCCAAAUGGGAAAUCAGAUAAGAUGUCGGAAGUGUUGGAUCGGUGUGGGAAGAGGUUUGCAGAUUGUUCUAAGAUGGUAGAGGCUGCAGCAGAUGGCAUCUGGAAUCACUUGAAACUUAGUUCUAGUGUCACUGAUGCGGCCAUGGCCAGGCUUCAUCAAGGAACGAAGUUAGUUACAGAAGGUGGCUAUAAAAAAGUAUUCCAACAGACGUUUGGUUUCGUCGACGGAGACAAAUACUUGGACUUCUUUGCUUGCUAUCUGUCCACUUCCUCUGGGCCUGUGAAUGGGACUUUGUACAUAUCCACAAAAAGGGUGGCCUUUUGUAGUGAGUUUCCUCUUUGUUACUAUCCAUCUCCUGGCGAGCCACAGUGGAUCCUUUACAAGGUGAUGAUAGCGGUUGAUCAGUUGGGGAAAAUCAAUGCUUCUUCAAACCUUAUGGACCCCUCACAAAAAUACAUCCAAGUAAUCACGAGGGACUCUCAUGAAUUCUGGUUCAUGGGAUUCAUAUCAUAUAACAAGGCUGUCAAGACUUUAACUGAUGCAUUGCAGCGAUCCCGUGCCUAGGUAGGACUCGAAGGAUACCAAAAUGAAACCGUUUCCUCUCACAAUCUCGUGCCUACCUAAACCAACACUUCCUUCUAUACUCUUUACAUAUAUUUUCCUGUUUUAGUUAAAGGGUAUAAACGAUAAUAAUCAUUGAACGUAGAUUCUGAAAUGUGCAUGACCCCUAUUUAACUAUGAGAUACAUAUUCGAAAUUCGUUUACUAAUGCCAAGCUGUCGGUCACAUUGUGACAGGAGAAAUUUGUGUUAUUUUUAUAAAUAAGUUUAUAAAAUAAAGUUGUUUGUAUCUUACA